This is a messenger RNA of Opisthorchis viverrini, 681 nucleotides long. RefSeq lists its product as hypothetical. Gene Ontology annotation, biological process: mRNA splicing, via spliceosome. Gene Ontology annotation, cellular component: catalytic step 2 spliceosome; U4/U6 x U5 tri-snRNP complex; U4 snRNP. The record is from RefSeq and is a predicted model, not a curated record. The transcript is spliced from 2 exons. Gene Ontology annotation, molecular function: RNA binding. The coding region runs from base 72 to 608 and encodes 178 amino acids. Lineage: Eukaryota; Metazoa; Platyhelminthes; Trematoda; Opisthorchiida; Opisthorchiidae.
CUUUUUAAUUUAAGCCUGUUAGCAAGAAUGCAAAGAUCAGUCAACAUAUCAAUUACCGUAUCCGAUGCACAAUGCAGGAUGGCAGGCAACUAGUAGGCACGUUUAAAGCUUUCGAUCGUCAUAUGAACCUUGUUCUCUGUGAUUGUGAUGAGUUCCGGCAUGUGAAAGUCAAGGGGUCAAAACAAGAGAAGGAAAAACAAGAGAAGCGGGCGCUUGGAUUGGUCCUUUUACGCGGUGAACAUGUGGUUAGUGUGAAUGUCGACGGACCCCCACCACCAGAGGACACUGCACGAGUACCUCUCCCCGGUGCAGGUGCCUGGGCAGGUGCAGGUAUCAAACCAAUGGCCGGAGUUGCUGUCGGUCGUGGAAUGCCUCUUGCGACACCCGCAGCUGCGAUUCCACCUCCGGCCCCACCUGCAGGUCUUGCAGCUCCAGUUUGGGGAGUGGGAGCACCAGCACCCGGUUUAAUGCAGCCACGAGUCGCUGCUGGCAUGCCACCUCCCCCUCCUCCACCAACUGCUGCACAUCCGGGGGCAGCGGUGGCAUUUGGACGUGGGAUGCCCCCAGUCGCAGGCCGUGGAUUCCCACCAGCACCUGGAUAUCAGUGAUCUACAGCAUUUUCUACUCACAAAUCCAACUGUAAACACACUGUCAAAAUAUAUAUCUAUUUGCAGCUGUCCG